AGUCGUAGCAGCAGCCAUGGAUGUGCGCGUCGUAUACUCUUUGGUAUCUACUCUGUUCGUAGUUAUGGCGAACGGGGACUCAUGGGCAGCUCCUGAACGCGGAUUCUAUCGCAUCGUCGAUGGCAAAAACGCCACGCGGUGCCAGUUUCCACAUCAAGCCCUCGUCCAAAGCGACGAGAAGACUGUAUGUGGCGGUUCGCUUAUCACGCAAAGUAUAGUCCUCACCGCUGCGGGCUGUACUGUAGGGUUCAAAAAACUGACCAUCCGCCUGGGAACCAACCAGCGGACUCAGAAGGAUACAAACACCUGGACCGCCGUCUCCACCUGGAGCAAGGCGCACCCGGACUACGACUUCGACGGCCAUAGUGAAAAUGAUGUGGCUCUUGCGUUCCUGCCUGAGAAAGCUCCUCUGGGCGCUUGCAUCAAGACAGUGCCGCUACCUCUCAAAGCCGACGUCAAUAAAACCUACGUGGGACAACGUCCUCUCAUCAGUGGCUGGGGACGGAUCUCUAACUCCUCAGAAUAUCCAGAGCAUCUUCGAUGGAUUCAAGUGACGGUUGUUCCCAAUGAUGUUUGCUCAAAGAUCUACAGCGCAGGUGUCAUUAGAGAUAGUACGCUGUGUGCUGCAAGUAAUGCACCUGGCAUAUGCUGGGGUGACCGCGGCGGUGCCCUUGUUCUCAAGACUGAGGAAGGCUACACACAGAUCGGUGUGGCCAGCUAUUUCGGCGGGGACUGCCACUCAGAGGGCACACCUGCUGGGUACUCAAGAGUGACCUCCUACCUCAACUGGAUCGCCGUAACCGGCGAGAUCACUCUUCCGUGAGAAGACGGUAUCACCUGCGACAGGUUUCCGUUCUGGUUCCAUCUCAGUGCUCAGUUAAUUUCAAAUGGAUUUCUUUCUAACGUACUUCUGACUCUGUUUUAUC
Molecule: messenger RNA, 926 nt
Organism: Schistocerca americana (American grasshopper)
Lineage: Eukaryota; Metazoa; Arthropoda; Insecta; Orthoptera; Acrididae
Product: venom protease-like
Exons: 6
Coding region: 17-823 (268 amino acids)
Biological process (GO): proteolysis
Molecular function (GO): serine-type endopeptidase activity
Source: RefSeq, a predicted model, not a curated record